AUGGGAAGCAAAGCACACGACAUGUAUAAGAUCCGGGUCGAGGAUUUUGAUCGGAUGCAAAGCACAGCUCGAUCUGCUCUGACCAUAGCCGUCUAUGGCAAGGAGAGUAUUGACCUGGAUCAGCGUCAAGCACCUCGGUUUCAAGACGUCACAUUGAGCCAACGCCUGGCAGAGACAAGCCAGCUACUGCAAGGCUGUCUCAGCGAGCUGUCCCGAUACCAGGCAAAAUGGGAUCACUGGACCCAUGAACGUGAUGCCAUUGGCCAGCGUUUGGUACACUACCUGGCCUAUCGCGAGCGGGAGAUUGCGGCAGCCGCACGCAACGAGCGCAUUAUCCUAGACCGCAAUUGCCGCCAACUUCGUGAGGAAGCUAGCCGACUCAAAGCCCAAGUCAAUCAGAGCGAGUCACGGCUUCAACAUGCCCGCGAUGACCUCAGUGCAGAACAACGGCUUCGCGCCCAGGUGGAGCAUCUAUUUCAAGGCAUCCACGAUCGCCUGGCCGUUGAGCUCGAGUGCCGUGACCACGAGGCCCAAAUUCGUGCUGCCGACGAGGCGGCCCGCGACAAGGCCCACGAAAAACGCGACAGGGCCCACGAGGCGUUUGAACAACUCACACAACUUGCCAACGACACCCAGCGCGAAUAUGUGGAGCGUCACCACAACGCCGUGGGGCUUCUGCAACAGGCCGAACAGGCCCUGCACAACGAGCAAGGCGUUGAACCCCCCCGUGAUCUUAGCGGGGAGCUGCAAGGCAAAAUUGACCUGGCUCUUAAACGGCGUACCAUGUUGGAGGGCGAGGUUGAGCGCAGCCGCGAGGCUCGGGACAAAGCCCGGCUCGAAGUGGCAGAAUUGGAGCGGCAUCUUGCCCGCGUACAACAGGAGACCCAGAAACUGCGACAAGGGCUGGAAAUGCAACUUAGCGAGUAUAACGAGCUACGCGAAGCGCAACAGGCGGCCAUUGAAGCCGAAGAUGCACAACGCCUGGCGCUUCUGGAGCGGAUGCAUGCCAGCGAGGCAGAACGCCUUAAUGCCAAGGCAUCGUUGGAUGCAUUGGAAAGGCGCCAACAUGACGCAGAGCAGGCUGUUCUGGCCUCGGAAAGAGAAAAGGAAUCAAGACAAAGAGAAAUGGAGCGUAUUGCCAAGCAAUACAAUGAUGCGCUUGCAAACUUUGAACAGGCGCGCCAAGAUCGACGGCAACAAAUCUUAUCGGCUCAAGACACCCUGGCUACCCUUCAGACCAACAUUCAGCAAACGAAUGAGAACCUCGAGCUCAAUCGGGAGGCUUUGGGCGAGGCCAAAUUGAUCCAUCAACGCCUUGAACAGGAGCGCGAAGAAAAAUUGGGAUCCCUGAUGACGCAGAUCGAGGAGGCCAAAGGAGUCUGCGAGCAGCAACAGCGUGUGGUGGAUGAAGCGGAGUUGGCCACCGAGCUACAACAAGUUCAGAGCGAAGUCGAUACCGUGCGGGCCGUCCUCGAAGCCAUUCCCGUGGAGCGUCGCGAUCUCAACGACAAGCUGGUCAACGCAGCACUCGUCACGGAAGACCUGAAAGCUAAACAGGCUGCCACUGCAGCAGAGGCAGAGACCUUGGACGAUCGGAUUGCGACGCUCACUGAGAAGGUGGAUCAUACAAUGGCGUCGACAGCGACGUAUAACAAGCAGAGUGAGGCGCUGGUUCGGGUUUUGGCCAAUGAAAAGGCAGAGUUUGAACAGCACAUGUUGGAUGAGCAUGCACAUCUCAUUCGCCUCAAGACCGAAAUCGCCUCGAACCUCCAGCGCAAUGGUCCGAAAACAGAGGAGUAUGAAAAGUUACAAGAAGAACAAAUGCAGGUGCGGGAAGAGAUGUUGGGCGACCUUCGCUCCUUGGCAUUGGAGGAGCAGGCACUUGCUGGGCAUCGCGACCUUCGCACAGGCGAAGCACGGUUGCAGCAGGCUGUGCUCGUGUUUGGCACCGCUGAGCGGCUGCGCCACGAGCAGGAGCAUGCGGCGCACCUCUUGACCACGCUCUCCGAGAGAGAGAGAGAGAGAGAGAGAGAGAGAGAGAGAGAGAGAGAGAUGAAUUGGUUUGGUCGGUUUGAGAAAGAGAGAAAUAAAGAGCAAAGACACAAAGGAAACGCACAACUACCACAUGAGAGAGAAAAGUUGAAAUUAGAGAGUAAGGAAAUCAAUUGUGAAGCAGAGCAGCGCACAGCGCGCACACACGACUCCAACAUGGCUGGCGGGGCUCAGAAGAAGCUGGUGGCUCGCAAUGCGGGCAUUCUACAGAGCGCACGUAUCGCAGCGGGCUGUGGACUGGUGUCUGCCAUCUGCAAUGGCUUGGUUCUGAUUGCAACCAUGGCCCUGAUGCACUCAACCGGCACUUCUGGCGCUGACUUGAGCAUCAAGGGAGGCAUUGCAGAAUACGCCUUCGAUCUUCUUCUUGUCGCGGUCUUUGCCUUGGCACUGUGUCCAGUCACGGCGCUAGUCAACCUCGUUUGGCUGGUCGUUUUGGGCUUUCUCGCGUUCAAGUUUCUCCUACCCGACAACAGCGCUGCACCACCGCCCAUGCCUGCUUCCAUGCCCCCACCCCAGCGGGGACGUGGCGGCAAGAAGCGCCAAUAA
This is a messenger RNA of Monosiga brevicollis MX1, 2598 nucleotides long. RefSeq lists its product as uncharacterized. The record is from RefSeq and is a predicted model, not a curated record. The coding region runs from base 1 to 2598 and encodes 865 amino acids. NCBI's taxonomy places the organism in Eukaryota, Choanoflagellata, Craspedida, Salpingoecidae. The transcript is spliced from 19 exons.